Propithecus coquereli (Coquerel's sifaka) is the source of this 1902-nucleotide messenger RNA. RefSeq names its product nucleolar GTP-binding protein 1-like. Gene Ontology annotation, cellular component: nucleolus. NCBI's taxonomy places the organism in Eukaryota, Metazoa, Chordata, Mammalia, Primates, Indriidae. Gene Ontology annotation, molecular function: GTPase activity; RNA binding; GTP binding. The record is from RefSeq and is a predicted model, not a curated record. Gene Ontology annotation, biological process: ribosomal large subunit biogenesis.
AUGGCGCACUACAACUUCAAGAAGAUUACGGUGGUGCCGUCCGCCAAGGACUUUAUUGACUUGACGUUAUCGAAGACUCAACGAAAGACUCCAGUUAUUCAUAAACAUUACCAAAUUCAUCGAAUUAGACAUUUUUACAUGAGAAAAGUCAAAUUUACUCAACAGAAUUACCAUGACAGACUAUCUCAAAUUCUAACAGAUUUCCCCAAAUUGGACGACAUCCACCCAUUUUAUGCCGAUUUGAUGAAUAUUCUCUAUGACAAGGAUCAUUACAAGUUGGCUCUGGGACAAAUAAAUAUUGCCAAAAAUCUAGUGGACAAUGUCGCUAAAGACUACGUGCGGCUUAUGAAGUAUGGCGACUCCCUCUACCACUGCAAGCAGCUGAAGCGGGCUGCCCUGGGGCGCAUGUGCACCGUGAUCAAGAGACAGAAGCAGAGCCUGGAGUACCUGGAACAAGUGCGUCAGCAUUUAUCCCGUUUGCCAACCAUUGAUCCAAAUACGAGGACUCUGCUUUUGUGUGGGUACCCAAACGUUGGGAAGUCCAGCUUCAUCAACAAGGUGACAAGAGCAGACGUGGAUGUCCAGCCCUACGCGUUCACGACCAAGUCCCUGUUUGUUGGGCACAUGGAUUACAAGUAUCUGCGCUGGCAGGUUGUCGAUACUCCGGGGAUUUUGGAUCACCCUUUGGAGGAUCGGAACACCAUCGAGAUGCAGGCCAUCACGGCCCUGGCCCAUCUCCGCGCUGCGGUCCUGUACGUGAUGGAUCUGUCCGAGAAGUGUGGGCAUGGGCUGAAAGAGCAGCUGGAACUCUUCCAGAACAUCAGACCUUUCUUCGUCAACAAGCCUCGUAUAAUUGUAGCAAACAAAUGUGAUGUGAAGAGAAUAGCUGAACUUUCUGAAGAUGAUCAGAAAAUAUUUAUAGAUUUGCAGGCUGAAGGCUUCCCUGUGAUAGAGACCAGCACCCUGACUGAGGAAGGUGUCAGUAAAGUGAAAACAGAGGCUUGCGACAGGCUUUUGGCUCAUCGAGUGGAAACCAAAAUGAAGGGCAACAAGGUGAACGAGGUGCUGAACAGACUGCACUUAGCCGUCCCCAGCAAGAGGGCCGACAAGGAGAGGCCUCCGUUCAUCCCAGAAGGAGUGGUGGCUUGCAGGAAGAGAAUGGAAGUUGGGGAGCCCAAGAAGAAACGGGAACGAGAUCUGGAGCUGGAAAUGGGAGAUGAUUAUAUUUUGGAUCUUCAAAAGUACUGGGAUUUAAUGGAUUCUUCUGAAAAGUACGAUAAGAUACCGGAGAUUUGGGAAGGCCAUAAUGUAGCUGAUUAUAUCGAUCCAGCCAUCAUGAAGAAAUUGGAAGAGUUAGAAAAAGAGGAAGAGCUAAGAACGGCUGCUGGAGAGUACGACAGCGAGUCUGAGAGUGAGGAUGAGGAGAUGGUGGAAAUACGACAGCUGGCAAAGCAAAUCAGAGAAAAAAAGAAGUUGAAAAUUCUGGAAUCCAAAGAAAAAAAUACACAAGGACCCAGGAUGCCUCGAACUGCUAAGAAGGUUCAGUGGACAGUCCUGGAGAACGAGAUGCGCACUCUUGGCGUUGACAUGGACGGCAAGGACGACGCUCACUACGCAGUCCAGGCAAGAAGGUCUUGGAGCGUCACCCGAAAGAGAAAGCGGGAAGACUCUGUUCCACCCUCUUCUGUGGCCCGGAGUCGGAGCUGCUCUCGAACCCCACGUGACGUUUCUGGUCUUCGCGAUGUCAAGAUGGUGAAGAAGGCCAAGACGAUGAUGAAGAAAGCGCAGAGGAAGAUGAAUCGCCUGGGGCGGAAGGGGGAGGCAGACAGGCACGUGUUUGACAUGAAGCCCAAGCACUUGCUCUCCCGGAAGAGGAAAGCUGGGAAAAAGGACAGGAGGUAG